CAAAAAGGAACCCUAAAAAAAGAGUGCCAAAGAAAAUCCUCUGUUUCCCGCGUCCGAUAGAGGCAGGCCUGCGUUGGAAUUGAGUUUUUGCAAUUGCGGAGAUGGCAGAAGUAGAAACGGUAGAAAUAUCUGAGUCGGAGGACGAGUUGUUUGUGGACGCGGAGGAGUGGCAGUGGGAUAGUGCUGCUUUGGAGGAUCAUCUGCGGGGGUUGGGUGUGAGGCCUCGAAGGGAGUGGCUGCAGCACUGCCUCAAUUCCAUCGCCAAUCCCAACAUGACCGUCGCCCAACAGGCGGAACACUGUCUCUCCCACUUCUUGUUUGCGGAUUUUAACACGGCAGGGGAUGCCAUCCUCCCCCCCAAUAUUCACACAUUGCAUGCCACCGACAUCCCGGGCCCCUUUCUUUUGCAGGUUGAUGAAAUUGUUAAUUUGAGUUCCCCUCUCCGGGAGAGGUAUAAAGAAGCUCCUGCUGGAUUGAAAAGAUGCCUCAAAUUGUCCAUGACAGAUGGGAUUCAACGUGUUUUUGGUAUUGAAUACAGGCCAAUCAAAGAUCUCAAGGUUCUUUUGCCAGCAGGAGUGAAGAUUGCUAUUCGGAAUGUGCACGUUCGACGUGGGCUUCUCAUGCUUGUUCCAGAAGUAGUUGAUGUUCUUGGUGGGUUUGUGGAGCAUCUGGAAGCAGCUCGUGAACGGCUUGUCCAAGAAGUGAACAAGCCACCACGAGGAAGACGAAAUAGAAGAGAUGAAGAAAUUUUAAGUUUAGCUUCCAGAGCACUUGCUGCUGCUUGGCCACCUGAAUGUUCAAAUAAUAUACCAGCGAGUAAUGAUGCAGUGCCAAUAGCGCCUACAUUGGCUCAGUUAUCUUCUCCAGAAGUUACAGUGAUUGAUACAGGUGGGGAAACUCAUCAAAGAACCCCUAUUGAAAUACUACCUACUUCAAGAAGCAUGCUGAAUCAUCAACCUAAUGAAGCUGCAGACAUAUCCAUGGAUCUGGACAGGCUUGAUUUAGUUGAUGAAGAAAUCUACAAUCAAUUACUGGAAAGUGAAGAGAAUAAAACCCCUUUUACGUAUUUGGCUUGUUUGAAGGCAAGAAAACAAUUGGAAUCUGUUGUCCAGGGAAGGAUCAAGUGCAUUUUGACCGGGGUAAAGGAAUUUCAGUUUAAGGAACGUGAUAAAUUUGAGCUUUUUGUUUACGUUGAUGAUGGAAGCCUUAUUUCAGAGGUUCUAAUUGACCAUCAGGUAGUGAAAAAUAUAAUUGGGCACUCACCAAGAGAGGUCACUGCAUUGCUGACAAGUGGUGAUCGGCAACGUGUGGAAGCUAUAAAGGAGACCAUGAAGAGUUUCCAAGUUCUUUUGAGAAAAUUUGAGGGGCGAAUGCUUGUAGAAAUAAAUAAUGAAUCUGCUGUCCCCAUUGUCAUUGAAAUGAAAGAAGGAUGCGACGAUACUUGGCCUUGGCUCUUGUUUCGCAGGUGCAAGUGCAAGCACUACAUGUCUCAAUAAAUCAUUUCAGUCUGCAGAAUAAUAUGUAUGAUGUACUGGUCAUGGAACGGUUUCAAACCUCUUCAAGCAAUUUUAUGGCUUACUCCCCAAACAUGGCUCUGGUAUUCAACAGUCACUUCUGGCUACAAAAAUGUCUACUCAGCCAUUGUAAUAUUGACGUCUUUUUACAUUUAAUUUAUCUAAUGUAUAUAUUAACAAUUUUGGUCAUGGUGGUACUUUGUGAUAUAUGUGAAAGGAAACAAGGCAUAUAAUCUUUUUCAAUCGAUCCCUUACGACAUACUUGUAGUCAUUAAUGCUAAAGGCAAAAUACUAUUUGUAGUGAUUAGUCUUCCAGAUAGAUCUUUCCUGGAAAUCAUUUGGAGUUGACAAAUGUAACACGUGAUAUGUACUAGUAGGAGUCAAAAUGAUAAAGGAGAGAAGUUGACAUAUUUAUCUA
This is a messenger RNA of Cryptomeria japonica (Japanese cedar), 1932 nucleotides long. Its product is annotated as recQ-mediated genome instability protein 1. Gene Ontology annotation, cellular component: RecQ family helicase-topoisomerase III complex; nuclear body. Lineage: Eukaryota; Viridiplantae; Streptophyta; Pinopsida; Cupressales; Cupressaceae. Gene Ontology annotation, biological process: double-strand break repair via homologous recombination; resolution of meiotic recombination intermediates. The transcript is spliced from 8 exons. Bases 102 to 1496 code for a protein of 464 amino acids. Gene Ontology annotation, molecular function: nucleotide binding. The record is from RefSeq and is a predicted model, not a curated record.